AUGGCGCUGAAAAAGCUGCUGGAAGAGCAUCAGCUUGAAGUUGAUCUUGCCGAUUCCGGUGAAAGUGCAAUUGAAUUCCUCAAGAAAGCCAGCGUGGAUGUGAUUUUCAUGGAUCACACCAUGCCCGGCAUGGAUGGGCUGGAAGCUGUAUCCGCGAUCAAAGCCAACCCCAAAACCGCAACCAUCCCGGUCAUGAUGUACACCACCAAGGAAGGGGAGGUCUAUGUUGGGCAGGCGCGGGCGCUGGGUGCUGUGGGUGUGUUGCCCAAAAAUGUGCAGCCGCAUCAACUGUUCGAAAUGUUGCUCAAUCUGGGGCUGGUCAAAGAGCGGCGCGAUACCGCUGAACGGCAAGAACCCGACACCUACGUGCUCGACGACGUAGAUCGCUCUUUAGAGGCGCAGGCGCAAGGCAUAGCGGUGCAGAACCUGGUUACCCGGAUUCUUGAAGACCAGCACCUCACGUUGCGUGCGGAUAUUCUGCGCAGUCAACGCAGUUUUGCUAAAGAAGUGGUGCAUGAGCUGCUCAAAGAGCAGGCGUUGCAGAAAGCAGAAGAACUCUCUGAUGAAGAUGAGGUCCCCGAGCCUGCUACAAAGCUAAGUGGCUGGUGGCUGCGCGCAGCGCUGUUUGUUGCGCUGGUGGUGGCCUGCUUUCUGGCGUUCCAGUUCAAACUGCAGCGUGACGGAGCAGUUGCACAGCUGGCCCAGGCUGAAGCCGCUAAGGUUGACCUUGCCGCUGCAAGUCGGGCAGCGCUGCAGGCGGAUAACAGUGCGGCUGAACAGCAGAUUCAGCAGGUUCGGCAGAGCGCACUGCAAGGCCUGGCUGCGACGCUGAAUGUGAACACAGAUGUGCCGAUGUUCGCCCCGGCGUUCAGCGCCAAUUUAGCUCAGCGGUUGUCUGACGUUUUGCCGUUUCUGUCUGAGAUGGGUUUUACCGGUGAGGUGGUUGUCACCAGUCACCUGGGACGCUUCUGUCUGGUCAUCGAUGCAGCAGGCCAAUAUCAGCUGGCGGCAGAUGAUCUGCCGAUGCUGUCCUGUGACUAUGUUGGACACAUUGAUGAAGACAACACCUAUGUCAGUGAUCGUCUGUCCGUUGAGUUUGCCCAGUUGCUCAACACCCGUGAAGGCGCGUUGCCUGAACUGGUGCUGCUGGCCCUUGAUGGGGGCUCAUCUGCCGAAAUUGUGUCAUAUCCAGACAGUCAGGCCAGCGCCGGGCAGUGGAAUGCGGCGGCGCUUGCGCAACUGGCUGAGAUUGGUCCGAAGGUCAGCGCCAGCGUCUGCAACGUGGCUGACGAAGCAGCGGUCGAGGCCGCGUUUGCUAAAACCCUUGCUGAUCAUGGCCGUGUAGACGGUUGUUUUGCUAAUGCCGGCGUUGGCGGCCGUGGUACGGGUUUUGAUGACAUGACCCUGGAGGAGUGGGAACACGUCAUCAGCGUCAAUCAGACCGGCGUGUUUUUUACUUUCCGGGCGGCUGCAAAACAUAUGCGCGAACGCGCGGAGCAGGGUGAUGGGUUUGGUCGGCUGGUGGGCACGGCAAGUCUUGCCGCCAUAUCGGGGCAGGCUCGGGGUGAGCAUUAUGCGGCGGCCAAAGGGGGUCUUAUUUCCAUGAUCAAAGCGCUGGCGGUUGAGUACGCCCGCUAUAACGUCACCGCCCACACGCUGCUGCCGGGUUGGAUUGAAACGGACAUGACACAGAGCGCGUUUGAUAAUCCGAAAUUUGUCACCAAUGUGAGCAAACGGAUUCCCGCCAGGCGUUGGGGUGUGCCGGAAGAUUUUGCUGCCAUUGCUAUCUAUAUUAUGAGCACUGCCAGUGCCUACCACACAGCGGCGGUUGUGCAACGAUUCAGUCGAAGUCUGAGCCUGGUACUGCUGGCGUUGGUCAGCUUGUCUGGUUGUGGUGGUAAACAGGAGUCGCGGACAACGUUUUCCAUCGCCACAGGUGGCACGGCGGGGCUGUACUAUCCGUUUGGGGGUGGCAUGGCGUCGCUGUGGUCAGAACACCUGCCGCAUGUGAAUGUUAAAGCUGAAGUGACCGGUGGUUCUGUCACCAACGUUGUCCAGGUUGCCCGACAGGAAAGCGAAUUCGGUCUUGCCAUGGCUGAUGUGGUGACCGAUGCCUAUCUCGGCCAGGGGCGCUUCCCCGAACCCUUACCGCUGCGGGUGCUGGUCAAUGCUUAUCCGAAUAUUGUGCACAUACUGACCCUUGCCGAUAGCGGCGUAACAUCGGUUGCCGAACUGCGCGGGAAGCGCGUCUCGUUGGGCGCGUCUGGUUCUGGUACGGCUAUCGCAGCAGAAAACGUUGUCACUGGCCUCGGUGUCGCGUUGGAGGAGCUGGCAGCGGCCUAUCUGAACUUUGGCGAAACAACGUCUGCAUUAAAGGAUGGCACCAUUGAUGCGGGUUUUGUGGUGGGCGGCCUGGGUCUGGCAGCGGUGACCGAACUGGCGGUUACGCGCAACCUUGUGUUAGUGCCACUGACGGACGCAGACCUUGUGACUCUGCAAAAAAAGUUUCCGGCUUAUGCGGGAUAUGAGAUACCCGCGGAUACCUACAAUGGCAUCUCAGAGCCGGUGCAGGCGCUGGGUAUCUGGAGCGCGGUUGUGGUUCAUGAGUCGAUGUCCGAAGCCCUCGCCUACAGCCUGACCUGUACCCUGUUUGCACACAAACAGGUGCUGUUAGGGGUCUCGCCGGUGGCUGAAGAUAUGAGCGUGGCCAAUCUUACGAAGCUGGCGGCAGUGCCGUUGCAUCCGGGCACGCUGAGGUAUCUGCAGGCCGUGCAGGGCAGCACUCCGGAGCAGGUGGACUGCCUGGCCGCUGACGGAUGGCGUCUGUUAGAUCUGCUGGUGAUUGCUGGCUUGUUGUGGUCUUCCUAUCGAGUGGUGCAGUUUGACUAUCAGGGCCUGGAUCACCUGUUGUACGGCUUGUCCUGGCCUGACUAUCUGGCGGGUCUGUUGUUGCUCGCCGCCACCCUGGAAAUGGCUCGACGUGCGGUGGGUGCGGUGAUGAUGGUGGUUGGACUGACGUUCAUCCUCUAUGCCGCGUUUGGCAACUAUCUCCCGGACGUGCUGGCAACACGCGGCUUCAGCUUCGAGCGUAUAGUCCGUUUCCAGGUGUACACCGGCGCAGGUCUGUUUGGUGCACCUCUCGGGAUAGCUGCAGGCGCGGUUUUCAGUUUUGUUCUAUUUGGCGCGUUUCUGCAGGUUACCGGUGCCGGUCAGUUUCUGAUCAAUCUGUCUUUUGCCGCAGCCGGUCGCUAUCGUGGCGGUCCAGCAAAGGCCAGUGUCAUUGCUUCAGCGGCGAUGGGUUCCAUUUCCGGUAGCGCCAUAGCCAAUACGGUGACCACCGGGUCGCUGACCAUCCCCAUGAUGAAACAGUUAGGCUAUAAACCCGAAGAGGCUGCGGGUAUCGAAGCAGCGGCGUCCACCGGCGGGCAGAUCAUGCCGCCGAUUAUGGGGGCGGGUGCUUUUGUUAUGGCCGAGUUCACCAAAACCCCAUAUGGCGACAUUGUCUGGAUGUCUUUACUGCCCGCGCUGCUGUAUUUCACCUCGGUGUUGUUGUACGUACAUAUCAUGGCUGUCAAAGGCGGCUUUACCGGUAUGAAGAAUCCCGCCGGGGCCUGGCGGGUUCUGCGUGAUGGUCUGCAUUUCCUUUUACCGCUGGUAUUGAUCACUCUGUUACUGCUGAACAAUUAUUCGCCGGUGCUGGUGGGCGUAUCAGGUUGUGCCGCGGUUGUGCUGGCAAGCUUGUUGCGUCGGCAUACGCGGGUAGGCCUGCCUGAAAUUGCCGAUGCGCUGCACAACGGUGCACGUAUGGCAGUGCCUAUUUCUGUGGCCUGUGCCGUUGCUGGGAUUGUGGUGGGUACCAUCGGGCAAACCGGUAUCGGCCUGCAAUUCACCGAGUCCGUAGUUGGCAUGAGCAAUGGGCAACUCUGGCUGGCAUUGAUUCUGGUUGCUCUGGCCGCGCUUGUGCUGGGUAUGGGCCUGCCUGCCACCGCCGCUUAUAUCGUACUGGCGGUGAUGACGGCGCCUGCAUUGCAGGAACUGGGACUGGCGUUGAUCACUGCGCACAUGAUUAUUUUCUGGCUAUCGCAAACCUCCAAUGUCACACCGCCAAUCGCGCUGGCUGCUUUUGCCGGCGCCGGUAUCGCCGGCGCAGCCCCCAUGCGUGCAGCGGUAGAGGCUUUCAAACUGGCCAGUGGUUUGUUUGUGAUCCCGUUGAUGAUGGCGUUUUCGCCGUUACUGCUCACCCCGGAGCGGAGCUGGGCAGAUGUUUUGCCCGCGGCGGGUUUAACCCUUUGUAUGGUGCUAGGCAUUGCAAUGGCCGUUGAGGGUUACCUGUUUGUACGCCUGCGCAGGUAUCUGGUUUUGCUCAGUGCGUUCAGUGUGGUUUUGAUGCUGUGGCCAUCGGUGCCCACCCGCAGUAUGGGGGCAGCGCUUUGUCUAUUGGUUGUCGCCGCAAAUUAUCUUGGCAGCCGCACAGCAGAAACGAUUUAA
Molecule: messenger RNA, 4488 nt
Organism: Symbiodinium pilosum
Lineage: Eukaryota; Dinophyceae; Suessiales; Symbiodiniaceae
Source: the annotation of a GenBank genome assembly